Molecule: messenger RNA, 2916 nt
Organism: Didymodactylos carnosus
Lineage: Eukaryota; Metazoa; Rotifera; Eurotatoria; Philodinida; Philodinidae
Source: the annotation of a GenBank genome assembly
AUGAAAAUAAUUCCAUUACGCCAACAAACACGAUUAGUAUCGAUUGAUGAAUUUGAUGAACGAACUCUCUUAUUUCCACUAGAAAAGGUGACUAAAUUUUCUAAACAUAUCAAACUUGUACUUGUUGAUUUACCAACAACUGACGAACAAUUAUUCGAUUAUAUUGAAGAAAAUUAUCCACGAAGAUUAGAUUCAAUGAAACGAUUACUUAAAAAUCUAGGUGUAUGUGUUUUUAUUUGUUGUGUUCUAUUUGUUACUGAUCUGAAACAAUUACAAACUAAAAUGGUCAUUAAAACACGUGAUAAUAACAAAUUUGUUCAACUCGGUGGCGAUACAAUAGUUCAUUUGACUACACUUUAUGGAUGUACACGAUCACUUGAAAUAUUAAAAGAUCAAUUUAUAUUUAUUUCGGACGAUUACUAUAAACUUUAUCGCAACGAAUUAUUUCUGACCGAUAAUGACAAAUAUAAAUUUGUUCAGUUUCUCAGAGAACUCAAUGUUAACGAUUUUCUACAAGUACACUUCAUUGAAUAUCCUUUUGCCAAUGUAUAUCAACUGGCCAACACAAAGUGGACAUAUCUUACUUCAAAAUUGAUUAAUUCGAUUGGUAGUGAUCAAGAACCAUUUGUGAUUAAGGAUUAUCAAUGCAAUGAAUCUGAUAAACUUGUUGCAUCGGCUGAUAUCGAUUUAUGUGCUCAAUUACUUGUCUCUCUUGAUCGUUUUCAUCGAUUUAUCUCAUCCUACUAUACGGCUUCUGUUGUUUUGUCUCAUGGUAGUGGUCAAUAUUCACCUGCACAAGGUGUCGAAUCUUCAUUUUGUCUCUCCGUCCGACAACAUGUUUGGAUACCUGUUGUUGGUAAUCAACUACUUAAACCUGCCGAGGUUUACUUUUUGCCACAAUCGAACAACAACAAUGUGCCAUCAUCAUCCUUCUUUUGUCGCUAUGUACCUCAUUUAGAUUCAGCUAAAGUACCAUUGAACGAUAAUGAUUUUAUUGACAAUAUACUCGUACUCAAAAAACAAGUACUGCCCAUGACUAUGUUCGAGCUGUUCAUGAAAUGGUCAUGCAGUCUUGAUAGUGAUACUUUAUGGCGACUUGUGAAUGCGAACAAUGACAACCCUUACAUAAUUCCAUGCACUCUUCUUCCAUUAUACGCUCGUGAACCCCAUCUCGAUACAAUCGACAAUCUUCGUCAUAUCUAUCACUUUCUUUUGUCUGACGUUGAAUGUCGUACACUUCUUGAGCGAUUUCGUUUAUGGCCACUUAUCUUUGUUCCAUGUGAUAAGAGUAAUGGUAGUUUUUUAUUUGCUCAUCAAGUCUUUUGGGAUGAUCCAACUUCAUUGUUAUCACAACGUACAACUCAACAACGUAUUCCUAUUCAAUCAUUUUAUGGUGACGAUAAUAAUGCACAAUUACAAUCAUUCUUUACUGAAAUCCUUCAUGUAGAGCUUCGACCGACACUUGACGAUUAUCUUCCAUUACUACUAAUGAUCGAUCAUUAUCAAGAAAACGUUACGUGGCGUCUUACUGAAGUAGUUGCACGAUUAACACUUGAACAAAAUAGACAAAUCGAAGUGAGAGAAAAAUGUGCCGAUAUUGCUUUUAUUCCUUGUUUGGGUAAUGAAAAGAAAAAUGUGAAAUAUAGUGAUCAACCAUUCUAUCCCCACUAUGACACAAUCAUUAACGAUCUUUUUUCGGAUAAAUUACGAAUUAUCAAAUUAUCAGAUGAUGUCAAAUUGCUAUCGCAAUUCGAACAUUGUUUUUGUUCUCUCUUUCAAAUUCAACGUCUGGUCGAUAUUAUUCAAGUACUUGUCAGUGUUGAUAAUGAACAACAAUCUGUUGAAUUACUUGAUUUCUAUGCUCAUUCUAUUGAUUUAAUUCAAUAUUUUCUAUGUUCAAAUUCACUCAUAUCCGAUACACGCUCACAACAACUUGGUCAUGUUUUUGCUCGAAUGAACUUUUUUUGUGUCGAUCAUAUUCAACUUUCUUAUCGAUAUCAAAUCAUUGAUAUAGCUCAUCGACCAUCACCUAUUCUAGAUGCUUAUAUCGAUGAAUUAUCGAGCAAAUUUUAUAUUUUGAAAAAAUUUGAAAAAUCAGAUUUGCGCUGUAUUCGUACAAUGGUCAAUUUUCUUAUACAAGACAAUAAUAAAAAUGGCCAAACGGCACGGUCUAAACUUUCAUCAUAUAUCGAAGGUUUAUUAUAUCAUUAUCAAAAUGAAGGCGAGCAAGGUCUGGCAAAACGACGAGAAUCUGUCGAACAUCAAUUCAAAUGGAUAAUUCCACAAGCGAUCGAAACUAAACAAUUUUUGACGACUCCAACGCACGAGCAAGAACAUCAGGUAGAAGAACCUAACGAGCCUGUGAUCAUUACAAUCGACAUGAUCGAGAAGUCGGGUUUGAAAAACAAGCCCGUUCGCAAGUUACCUAAAGCGCGACCUAAAGAGCCGGUGUCCACCCGUUCAAAGUGUCGUCUAGAACAUGAUGACGAAGAUGAACAUGUGAUGAACGACCUUGACCAAGGUGAAAAAGAUUUUGGCCGUCGAGGUGAGGAACUUGUUUUUCAAUAUCUUAAAUGGAAAUAUCCUGAUGAUAAUAUUAAAUGGCUUAAUGAUGAACAAGAAUAUUUUCUACCAUAUGAUAUUGAAAUUAUUCGAAAGAAUGAAAAGACAAAAGAACUAAUUGAGGUUAAAGCAACUCGUGUUUCUGAUCAACAUACAUUUCAAGUAUCUAUUCGUGAAAUUAAAUGGUUACGUGCUCAUCCAAAUACAUAUUAUAUUUAUCGAGUUUAUUAUGCAGAGAAUGAUCCAUUCUUAUCGACAAUUACAGUACUCAGCCGAGUGAAAUGGCAUUUACAACAGAAACAACUCUCGUUAUGUAUGAAAAUUACAGAGCAAACGACAAUCUCCGGUGAUUAA